AUGUUACCAAUAGAUAGGCUUCGCCACCCAAAAAUUCAACACCCCUCGAAUUUAGAUGAUAAAGACCAAGACAAAUUUCCAAGGGAUCAACAAUACCUUACUAUUCGAAAGCAGGCUUUGGUAAAGCUUAGAAAAGCUCUUAAUGAAACGUUGGAUAUAUUUGGGGACAUUAAAAAUAAAGAUAGUUAUGUAGCUGUGUCUUUUGAACACUUACAAUCUUCCUUUAAGGAAGCAAUUGAAAAGCUACAAGAUCAUUUCUCUAAUUAUGAAAGUUCAGUAGCUGCGUUUGAAGAAGUUGGUGAAUCAAGUUCUAGGCCUAAAAACAAAAAAAGAAAGGGCCCCUUCAAAAAGACUACACGGGCCACCACUGAAAUAAGCUCUUCAACUCAGUCAAUUGAUGAAAAAAUCAUAGAAAAUGGGUAUUGUGCAAAUAAUGAGUCAUGGGAAGCCUUGGAUAUUUGGGUGACAGAGUUCUCACUUUUUGUCUCUAAAAAUCGCCGGACCACGAUACCUUCGAGA
This is a messenger RNA of Dentiscutata erythropus, 519 nucleotides long. Lineage: Eukaryota; Fungi; Glomeromycota; Glomeromycetes; Diversisporales; Gigasporaceae. The record is from the annotation of a GenBank genome assembly.